GAGUAUGACGGAGGUUAAAGUUCGUUGCCAACAUGGCGGCUCCCGUGCAUGACAUGUUUUCCUUUUGCGUGGAUCCUGACAAAGUUGCAGGCGGGGUGGAAGUGCGAUUUAUAGACAACAUCAAGGGGAAAGGGCUGUUCGCCAAGAGAAGCAUCAAGAAGGGAGAGGUCAUUUUCAUUGAGCGCCCACUUGUCUGUGCCCAGUUCCUGUGGAAUGCUUUGUAUAGAUAUAAAGCAUGUGAUUACUGUUUGCGAGCUCUCGAGACAGCAGAGGAGAAUGCUCGGAGACUCGCAGGCAAUCCAGCCCUCAGCCUUCCUUAUCCGGAACUCUGUCCCGUUCAACCGCAGCACCACCAAGUCUGCCCUCACUGUCAGGUGAUGUACUGCAGCGCUGAGUGUCGCCAAGCUGCGGCGGAUCAGUACCACCGGGCGCUGUGUCUUGGGCCAUCCUAUGAAGAUCCAGACCACCCUGUCAACAAGCUGAAAGAUGCCUGGAGGAGCAUGCAUUACCCUCCAGAGACUUCCAGCAUCAUGCUUCUGGCCAGAAUGGUCGCCACUGUUCAACAAGCCAAAGACAAAGCACACUGGCAGAAGCUCUUCUCGUGCUUCUGCAGUCGCACGGCCAAUGAGGAAGACGAGCUGGCCCACAAACUCCUCGGGGAGAAGUUCAGGGGUCAGCUGACAGUGCUACAGAGUCUUUUCAAAGAGGCGCUGUAUGAUGAUCAGCUAAGUCGGUGGUUUGUUCCCGAAGGCUUCCGCUCUCUCUUCGCUCUGGUCGGCACUAACGGACAAGGCAUCGGCACAAGCUCUCUGAGUCAGUGGGUUCACGCCUGCGAUGCAGUUGAGCUUCCUGCCCAGCAGAGAGCGCAGUUGGACUCCUUUAUCGAUCAGUUGUACAAAGACAUUGAGAGAGAAACAGGAGACUUUCUAAACAGUGAAGGCUCAGGACUCUUUCUUGUCCAAAGCUCAUGCAAUCACAGCUGCGUGCCCAAUGCCGAGGCUUCCUUCCCUGACAACAACUUCCUGCUUCACCUCAGUGCCCUCUGCGACAUCGAUCCAGGCCAGGAGAUCUGCAUCAGUUACUUGGACUGCUGUCAACGGGGCAGAAGCCGCCACAGCAGGCACAAAACUCUGAGGGAGAACUACAUGUUUGUCUGCUCGUGUGCCAAGUGUGUCUCCCAGACGGACGAGCCGGACGUGACGUCAGAGGAGGAAGAGGACGAUGAAGAAGAAGAAGCCGAGGCCGAAGGUGCAACGGAGGGCGACGAGAUGGAAGACGAGAUGACGGACGUGUGAUUUAUUAAAAAAAAAAAAAAAAAAACUUGAAAGACCACAUUGUCGUCAGCCUUUUGACAUGCAACCUCAUCCAUCACAUGAGGCGCACAACAAUAAACCCAACUUCACAGUUGCCACGACUAAACCCUCCACCUUUUUUUCCCUUUAUAAUACAUUGCAGCUGACUAACAAAAUGGAGGCUCAAUGUGCUGCCGUUCUUUGCUUGGUGCAAGAAUCGACUCCUUACUUUGAGCAUUUUGAUGUCAAAUUAUCAGGAUGUAUUUGCUGUAGAUCAUAAUGAUGCUACAAAGGAGCAUGAGGGCCACAAAGAAAGAUAGUCUGGCAAUAAAUUUGUAAGUACU
Hippocampus comes (tiger tail seahorse) is the source of this 1636-nucleotide messenger RNA. RefSeq names its product SMYD family member 5 (gene smyd5). Lineage: Eukaryota; Metazoa; Chordata; Actinopteri; Syngnathiformes; Syngnathidae. The transcript has 13 exons. Gene Ontology annotation, biological process: negative regulation of gene expression, epigenetic. The coding region runs from base 33 to 1295 and encodes 420 amino acids. Gene Ontology annotation, molecular function: protein binding; histone H4K20 methyltransferase activity. The record is from RefSeq and is a predicted model, not a curated record.